This is a messenger RNA of Lolium rigidum, 692 nucleotides long. RefSeq names its product mediator of RNA polymerase II transcription subunit 15a-like. The record is from RefSeq and is a predicted model, not a curated record. NCBI's taxonomy places the organism in Eukaryota, Viridiplantae, Streptophyta, Magnoliopsida, Poales, Poaceae. Bases 1 to 345 code for a protein of 114 amino acids. Gene Ontology annotation, molecular function: chromatin DNA binding; transcription coactivator activity. Gene Ontology annotation, biological process: regulation of DNA-templated transcription. The transcript is spliced from 4 exons.
AUGGACGCGAACUGGCAGCCCGUGCAGGGGUCCAACCCCGGCGCCGCCGUCGCCGUAGGCGACUGGCGCGCCCAGGUCCAUCCCGAGACGCGCAGCAGGAUCGCCGGAAGGAUACUGGAAGCUCUGAAGAAGCUUAUUCCAGUUUCGGAGCCAUUCGGAUUGUAUGAACUUCAGAAAAUUGCUGUGCGGUUCGAACAUAAGAUCUAUGCCGCAGCGAUCAACCAGUCUGAUUAUCUGAGGAAGAUUUCUCUGAAAUUACUAUCUAUGGAGACAAAGGCACAGCAGGCUCCUGGAAAUGCUCAACUGAAUCCAAAUCAAAACAACCCCCAAUUAAGGAUGACUUGACAAUCAUGUUGAUGGUACAGAUUCAUGUCUCCAGGUCGUGUUUCCGCCCCUUCUCUCCGCGCCGUACCUUAGACCUUGAGAAAAGUUGUAUCGCCCUAUGAUAUUAAUAUGUCCCAACUUAGCAGGUUUUGAAUUUUGACCCCAAAAAAUCUUCUUAUUCAGCGUGUGCAAAAAAGGCUUGCAGUUCUGAACAAGUGCGCCUAGGGUGCCUGCUCCUGCAUGUCCCUGCUGCUAUCUGUUUUCGCUGUAGUGAUUCUUGUGGUCAUUGUCUGGAUUCAACUAAGUAGCUGUAAACAUUUUCCAGCUCCAAUCAGUUUUAAAAAUAAAGACUUUUGAAGAUAAUGUGA